AUGUGUAUUGCAGUGUUUGCUUGGCAAGUUCACCCUCUCUAUCCUUUCCUUCUCUUGCUUAAUAGAGAUGAGUAUCACCACAGGCCGACGAAAGAGGUCGGGUGGUGGGAGGGAGGGGAGAUACUGGGAGGAAGAGAUGAGGUAGCUGGAGGGACGUGGUUGGCAUGUACAAGAGAAGGUAAGGUCUCGUUUCUUACGAAUGUCUUGGAGCUUCACACUCUCCCUGAAGCCAAAAGCAGAGGAGACCUUCCCUUGCGUUUCUUGGAGAGUAAGAAGAGUUCAGAAGAAUUUGCGAAGGAGUUGGUGAAGGAGGUUCACGAGUACAAUGGGUUCAACCUUAUAACCGUCGACCUUUCUUCCAAGAAGAUGUUUUACAUAACAAAUAGACCGAAAGGUCAAACCCCAACGGUUCAACAAGUUCAACCAGGCAUCCAUGUCCUCUCAAAUGCCAAGCUCGAUUCCCCUUGGCCUAAGGUUCAACGAUUGAAAUUGAAUUUCAAAAGGCUGCUUAGCACAUAUGACGAGGAUGAGGAUAUACCCAUGAAGGAUAUGGUUGACAAACUAAUGAGGGACACCACGAAAGCCGACAAAAGUCAACUUCCUAAUAUCUGUCCAUUUGACUGGGAAUAUGAUCUAAGCUCGAUAUUUGUAGAAGUAGACACACCAUUGGGACGUUACGGGACUAGAAGCAUGAUUGCGCUGAGCAUACGAGAUAAUGAAGAAGCAAGUUUCUACGAAACCUACAUUGAAAGAGAAUUAUGGUGGGAGAAAACCGUAAAUUAUUAUAUUACUCCUAAGAUUAAAAUAAACGACAUUGAUUCAAUCAUGAAAGGGGCUAAAUCGAAGGGUGAUACGAAAAAAGCUGAUAGCAAGCUCACUGUGAAGAAAGUUGCACCGAAGGGUAAGGCUGCUAAGGAUCCGAACAAACCUAAGAGACCUGCUAGUGCCUUCUUUGUGUUCAUGGAGGACUUCAGGAAGCAGUUUAAGGAAGAGAACCCUGGCAACAAAUCCGUUGCUGCAGUCGGUAAAGCUGGUGGAGCAAAAUGGAAAUCAAUGUCUGAUGCCGAAAAGGCACCUUUUGUUGCCAAAGCUGAGAAAAGAAAGAAAGAAUAUGAGAAAACCCUUGCUUCCUACAACAAAAAGCUGGCUGCUGGUGGUGAUGAUGAUGAUGAUGAAGACUCUGACAAGUCCAAGUCUGAGGUUAAUGAUGAGGAAGAUGAGGAAGGCAGUGAGGAGAGAGGACAAAUUAGUUUUGUUGCUUUAGUGUUUUUGACUUUUAUGUUCCCUGUUAGUGUUGGCCAUUUUCUUAUGAAAUGGAUUAUGCUUUUAAGGUUCCUUGCAACCAAAGAGAAAAGGCAAGGAAAAAGAUCAAGAUUGGCCAAACUUCCUAUAAAUACCAAUUCAAUCUUGCGAUCUCAUAUAACGGAAAUGGAAAUGGAAAUGGAAAUGGAAAUGGAGGUGAAAGCAGUGGAAACCAUGGUGAUUCAGAAGCUCACACAAUUCAUGAAUCAAGAAUCUGCAGCCAAUCACAAACUAAUCACGCAUCAACUACAAAACUCGCUCAAGAACCUGCAAAACUUCUCACAACAAAACGACAUUUCAGAAGCGGACCAUCUUCAAGUCGUUUACGAGUUCGAGAACGAGAUUGAGAGAUUCGCCUUCCGAGUUGCUCGACACAAGAAGAAGAGGUUUGGUUUCUUGUUGAAACAAACAUUCUCCUUCAACAAUCUCAACUCCUGUCGUAGCCUAACAAUGGCGAUCAAGAAAUGCCAGACCAAGAUUCGCACUCCUUCUGAAGAUGAUACCAUCAGUUCAUCCUCAGCUGUUUGGCCAAUUCCAAAACCCCCAACUCCUCAAUGCCAUUUUUUGACUGAAUCAUUCGACUCGAAGCUUUGCCUGCUAUACCUGACUCUUUUCCCAAAAGAUUUCAACAUCCCAGUAAGAAGGUUGCUCAGACUAUGGCUUGCCGAGGGAAUUGUGCAGACAAGUUCCACACACAAGUUCUUCCCAGAGGAUUUGGCACAGAAACAUUUCCAAGACUUGGUUGAUCGGGGUAUGAUUGAGAUAACCAAGUUCAGGUCCGACAACAGCCCUAAACAAUGUCGUUUGGUUUCUGUUCUUCACGACAACCUGUCGCCAAAAGCCCAGGAUAUCAGCCUGUUCUACAUCCAACGCGAUUUGGAAUCUGAGGAUGUUACAGGUCACUUUGGCAUACGUCGACUGGUUCACCACAUGGUUACUGAAAUGGGCACUUCACAUUCCAAGAGUUUCAACUUCGACCCAUCUCUUUUGAGGUCUUACGUGUCCUUUAACCCCCCACGAAAGGACAUGCCAGCAAAAGAAGUAGGCAUUCUUUUGGGUAGAAUCAUUAACAGCCACUUUUGCUUAUUGAGGGUGCUUGAUCUAGAGGGUGUGAACAAGCCUACUCUCCCCGAUAAGCUUGGCCACUUGCGUCUCUUGAGGUACCUGGGACUGAGACGAACAUACCUACAGAGGCUCCCAGAAUCUGUAGGUGACCUAACUUAUCUAGAAACACUAGAUGUGAAGCACACUUGUGUAGACAGCCUACCCAACUCCAUUUGGAAGCUCAAACAGCUUCGUUAUCUCAAUCUGAAUAACAUUCGUCUUGCCAUGCCACCUAGCAGUUCUUCAACUCUCCUCACCCUAUGGGGACUGGUUCUAGACGAGAAGAUAUCAGUGAAUGAGAGUCUGGGCAAGUUGCUUGCUCUAAGAGAGUUGGGUAUUAAGUUCAACUUAAACACAAGCCAAGAUGUUCUGCUUGAAUGGAUUGCAAAGCUGGUCAAUCUUCAGUCUUUGAGGUUGAUCUCCAUAAAUGACCAGAAUCUGCCAUCGGAGCUAGUUUUGAAGCCACUAGUGAACUUGGACAAACUUUCUAAUCUUAAUCUGUAUGGUACUUUACAAAGAUUACCCCCUCCAAAUGAAUUCCCACCAACAAUCAAGGUUCUCACCUUGUCAAUUUCUCAGCUGAGAGUGGAUCCAAUGGAGACCCUGGAACAACUACCUUUCCUGAUUGUGUUGAGGCUCUUGGCCAGCUCAUUCACAGGAGCAAGAAUGGCUUGCCAUCGAGGAGGGUUUAAAAAGCUUGAGGUUUUGAAGCUGUGGAGGCUGAUGGAGUUGGAGGAAUGGGAUGUAGAGGAAGAAGCAAUGGAGAGCCUCAAAGAGUUAGACAUCAGAUGCUGCCAUGAGCUGAACAAUAUCCCUUGUCGAUUGCUGCAGAAACGGAGAUGCCUGGAGAAAUUAACAUUGACAGACAUGCCCGAUGACUUUGUGGCCCGGACCAAGAAAAGAAAAUCUAAGGACACGGCUCUCACGAUCAAACCUGGAGAAUUUCCUCCCUACCCUGUAAGUUCUGAUGGCGUUUCCAGGUUUAUGCAGCCCAUGUAAGCCGGCGCCAAUCUUGCAUUAAGCUCAAACCUGCGAUCAUGAGGUGUUAAGCACCCGUUAGCUGUUCAAUACGGAUUCUUUCAUUGUGCAUACGUCUUCUCGAAGCUCUUGUAUUCUGUUACUACUGUUUCUUGUACAUUCACAUUCCAGAUG
Molecule: messenger RNA, 3558 nt
Organism: Cynara cardunculus var. scolymus (artichoke)
Lineage: Eukaryota; Viridiplantae; Streptophyta; Magnoliopsida; Asterales; Asteraceae
Product: putative disease resistance RPP13-like protein 2
Exons: 13
Coding region: 1-3405 (1134 amino acids)
Molecular function (GO): protein binding
Source: RefSeq, a predicted model, not a curated record